Messenger RNA from Colletotrichum tamarilloi, 1038 nucleotides. RefSeq names its product O-methyltransferase. Bases 1 to 1038 code for a protein of 345 amino acids. Gene Ontology annotation, molecular function: O-methyltransferase activity. NCBI's taxonomy places the organism in Eukaryota, Fungi, Ascomycota, Sordariomycetes, Glomerellales, Glomerellaceae. The transcript has 2 exons. The record is from RefSeq and is a predicted model, not a curated record.
AUGGCUACUGCAGACGCGUUGAUUGCAAGUCUUCAGGACAUCAACGGGGAGAGCUUCGCGGAUAAGGCGGAGAGGAUACGAGCCAGAGAUGCAUUGUAUGAUGCGUUGAGAAAAGUCCAGACGCCGUGGGAUAUCGCGUGGGAUCACAUCGUGGUCAAGGGCGGCGGGAACGCGGCGAUCAAGACGCUCAUCGACGCUGGCGUAUUCAAACAGUGGCACGAGGCUGGUGGUAAACCCAUUACCUGUACCAAGCUCUCAAAGCUGACCGGCGCCGACGAGCACCUCAUCCGCCGCAUGAUGAGGGCAAUAGCAGGCCAACGCCUCGUCAUAGAAACAGACCUCGACACCUACGCCCGCACGCCCUGGGCCCAGGCCCUCGGCGAAGACGCGCCUCUGCCGGCCAUGUACGGCGGCUUCUACGGCGAGCUGACGAACCCAAUGUUCCGCUCGCUGCCGUACUACCUCAAGCAGAACGGGUACCGGAACCCGACGGACAAGAACGACUGUAACUUCCAGCACUGGCGCGGGCCCGACGCCGUCUUCUUCAAGUACGUCGGCACGAACCCGCUGCUAACGUCCGACUUCAAUGAUGUCAUGGAGUGCCAUUCGCGGGAUAACCUCACGGCGUGGACCGAGGUGUAUCCCACGCACAAGAUCAUCGAGGGGGCGAUCCCAGAGAGGCCGUUGGUUGUUGAUAUCGGCGGCGGGAAGGGCCAUGAUUUGAGGAAAUUUCAUGUUCGGCACCCACAGGUUCCCGCGCGGCAUCUCAUCCUGCAGGACUUGCCCGAUUUUCUGAAGGAUGUCAAGCCCGAUUCUGCCUUCACGAUCCAGGCGCACGACUUCUUUACGCCACAGCCGCUGCGCGGGGCGAGAGCGUACUUCUUGCAUAACGUGCUGCACGACUGGCCUGACGCCACGGCGGUGGAUAUCCUCAAGAAUAUCGCGAGCGCCAUGGAGAGGGGUUACUCGAGGCUGUUGAUCCACGAGAGCUUGAUCAGCGAGAGGGCGCCGCUUUCGAAGGUGACAGAACGGAUAUGA